AUGCUUACAGGCUCCGAGGAGCUGCCGGAGCGUCGGAUGGAUUUGAGGGAGCUGCAGCUGGAGUACCGGGCGCCGCCCCGCUCUAAGCGACGUCCCCGUAGUGAAACGUGCCCUUCGCUGGAUAAUUCUGAAGAGGAAGAGGAGGAGGAAGAGGACGACGACGACGAAGAAGACGACGAAGAGGACGAGGAAGACGAGGAGGCGGUGGCGAGCAAAAAGAAACGCACGAAGGGAGGCUCCGGGGCCAGAGAAGGCGGCGGGAUUAAGAAGCAACCGGCGGCGGGUCGGAGCGCCAGCGGCUCGACGCCGGAAUGCAAGCAGUCACAGCGCAACGCGGCGAACGCGCGCGAGCGAGCCCGCAUGCGCGUGCUGAGCAAAGCUUUCUCGCGCCUGAAAACCAGCCUGCCUUGGGUGCCUCCGGACACCAAGCUCUCCAAGCUGGAUACGUUGCGCCUGGCCUCCAGCUACAUCGCCCACCUGCGGCAGUUGCUGCAAGAAGACUGCUAUGAGAAGGGCUACGUGCAUCCCGUCAACCUGACUUGGCCGUUUGUGGUUUCAGGAAGACCAGAAUCCGACACCAAAGAUGUCCCAACAGCCAGCAGAUUAUGUGGAACUACAGCUUAG
Thamnophis sirtalis is the source of this 624-nucleotide messenger RNA. It is a transcript of the gene MSC, whose product is annotated as musculin. Gene Ontology annotation, biological process: skeletal muscle tissue development; regulation of transcription by RNA polymerase II. The record is from RefSeq and is a predicted model, not a curated record. Gene Ontology annotation, molecular function: protein dimerization activity; DNA-binding transcription factor activity, RNA polymerase II-specific; RNA polymerase II transcription regulatory region sequence-specific DNA binding. Lineage: Eukaryota; Metazoa; Chordata; Lepidosauria; Squamata; Natricidae.